This is a messenger RNA of Chilo suppressalis (striped riceborer), 3130 nucleotides long. Lineage: Eukaryota; Metazoa; Arthropoda; Insecta; Lepidoptera; Crambidae. The record is from the annotation of a GenBank genome assembly.
UGUUUUUAGAACAUCGUAAAUUGUAAAUUCUUGUCAAAAAAAGAAGGGAUCGCCUUAUAAUUGAAAUUGUGGUGUUUUUUCAGUGUUGUGAAUAGUUGUUUGAAGGUUUAUGGAUUUUUAACCUCUUUAAAAUAACUAUAAUAUCUACAUUUUAUGAUGAGGUAAAUAGUGAGAAAAUUAACUCAAUGAUUGUCAAUUACCAACAAAUACUUUUGUGGCGCUUGCCACUAUUAUGGACAACAUGACUGUAAAGGAAUAAGUAACAACAUGACCGAAAAGGGCUACGAGGGCGACCAGUCAUCAUCAUCGUGGGAUAUUCCAGGUCCUUCGUCACUCGCUGCAAUUCUGGACUCUGUUUAUACUUCUUCAGCCUCAGAUAAUCCUCCAAGAAGUGAGGAAAUGGAGUGUGACACACUCUUUGCUGAGAGUGAUGAUGAAGUUGAAGUGUUACCCUUAACAAGUGAAGCUUUAGAUACUGCCAGAUGUGAACCAGUCUCAAAACCAGUGUCUUCCAAUUAUGUGAAUUCUACUACACCAACACAACUGUAUGACUUAAAUAUAGCCUCAAUAGCACCUCCUAUUUCAUCACACACCCCUGUUCCUGAAGAAUAUCAACCACUACCUGAUAGUUCUAGCUCUUUAGACUACCUCAGCAGAAACAACUUGCACAGCACCAAUAUUAAUGGGCAGCAAUUCCCCGAUGUAAAUAUCAGAUACCAACCAAAACCGGUUCCAAUGAACCAAAGAGGGUAUUACUAUCCAAAUUAUCAGCACUAUGGUGCAAGUGUAAGACCUGCUCAUGAUUUUGUUUUUACUCCGUACCAUUCCAAUAAUGUCAUAGUCCUCGGUGAUGAUAGGAAUUAUUCACAACAACAUUUACCUUUCACAUUGCCACCAAAUCAGCUCCAAGGUGAAGAAAACAACAUAUCUCAAAGAAGUUAUGAUAGUUCACAAUCAUGUCCAGACAGCCAUACUUCGUCAAGACAGUCACAGAGCGAUGACAAUCAAAGACCUAUUGAUUUAGAGAGACCUAGCCGUAAACUCAACAUAUCACCAAGGAGAAGACAGUCAAAAGAAAAUGAGCGUUACAUGAACUUGAUAGAAGUUAGCUCAGAAGAAGAGGACAAUGCUUCAGUGCCUAGAAAGAAACAAUGUGAUAGUGGAGCAGAACAUCAAGCAUCUACUUCAAGUGCAGAAGUGCCAGUUAGGGACAAUCUUGUUUCUGUUGCAAGGACAGAGAUGGUUAAAAGAGAGCCACAAAGCAACAAUGAAAUAUUAUCACUGAGAAGAAGUGAAAACCCCAAUACGAAUGCUGCCAUUGAGCAUUUGUGUAACAGAAGAAGAUCCAGCAAUCAAAACUCAAAUCACAGAAGCGGACAACACAGUUGCACCCAAGAAAAUGUACAAGUGAAGCAAGAAAAUCAUAGUUGUGCUUGUUUCAACAGGACUAGCUGUAGUUGUGGAAAUCACAAUGCUGCAUGUCAUCCACAUUCACUACAAAAUGAGUGUCACAGACAUGACCAUAACCACUGUAAUCAUCAAAAUGGACCACAUCAUCAUCAUCAUCACCGCCACCACCAUCACCAUCACCAAUCUUACAGGCAAUGCAGUCCACAUAUUAGUGCAGGUGGGAAUAAUUCACUUACACAAGUAAAGGAGGAGCCAGGAUCUCAAACAUCCAGUACAGCUAGUAUUAAACAGGAACCUAAUCUCCGAAAUGCACAAUCGGAGGUGACUCCUAUGCCUGCAACAGUAAAAGUGGAAGCAAAAGAGGGUGCUGUAGUUAAAGUAGAGCCUGGUGUAACUAGUGAAGCCAGUACUAGUACUCCACAAAAUGUUACUGUUAAAUCUGAAACAGAAAGUUCAAGGAGAUGUUGUGAUAUCAAUGCCGGUGGUGAUAGAAGAGUCAAAAGCAGUUCACCACAACCUGGAACAAGUUCAGGACAAACAGCACCAUCGGAAUCUAGGCUCUCUUACAGCUGCGAACAGGAAGCUCAAACUAAUGAAAGUUCAGACUCCAUUGCUGUUUUGUCAGCACCUGACUUGCAGUUAGACUGGGUGUCUGAUUCCAGUUCUGAUGACGAUGUACAAGUUCUUGGUGAUGACAGUGCUCGUGUGGUGAUAGAUCUGACUAGCUCGCCGUCCCGCGAGGGUUCUGGCGAAGUGGCACAGUCCCCCCCUACCACGGUCCCGGUGCCGGCGCCGGCGCGGUCGCCUGCGCGCCGCCCCGCGCCCGCGGCCGACCCGCCCGCCUCGCCGUACCGACACCACCAUCCACCGCACGCGCAUAUACCUAGAUGUGCCUUGCGCAGGGAGCGCGCCGUGUGCACGGGCCGCUGUUGUUGCUCGCCGGCGCACAAUAUGUACCCGCCGCAUGCGCACAUGAACGACCGUCGAAGGGAUGUGAUGUCCAUCGCACCGCCUUACUUAGUGCACGAACGCCUGUGGCAUCGGCAGCAACAUAUGCUUGAGGUGCAACGUCGAAGUAUGAUGGGCGAUAUGAGGGGUGGCAACUGGCAUUUCCCGAGCGCCUAUGCCAUCCCACCACCGCCCACUGCCGUGCUCUCAUUCCAAGAUGAAUAUGAACCGCGCGAUCUACGCUCCCACCGGGUUGUGGGAGGACUGACCGCCGGUAUUGCGCCCGCUCCUAUGGUGCUCGAUGGGCAGCACAUACAUCAUCACAUGCAUCAUUAUCUGCAAAUGCAUCCUCCACAUUUGCACAUUUCGAUUCAACCAUCAGUAAUGGCGGAAGCGGGCGUAGAGGCCCGCGGUGCGACGCGCGCCGUCAUCGAACGCAACACGCUGCGGCACGCGUACGCCGCCUCUACCCGCGCCGACGACAAGUGCACCAUCUGCCUGUCCGCCUUCGAGGCCGCGGCCGACUGCAGGCGGCUUCCGUGUAUGCACUUAUUUCACAUGGAGUGUGUGGAUCAAUGGCUGAGCACAAACAAGCACUGCCCCAUCUGUCGAGUGGACAUCGAGACACAUUUAAACAAGGAUGCUACUUCUUAGAGAUUGUUUUAACUGUUUCUCUUCGAGGUGAGGGGAGCUGAUAAUAGCUUGUUGCUGCAACUCUAAGCUCUCCUGCUGUAGAUCAUGCGUCAAUUGCUUCUGAUUGUUGCAAGUUCUA